AUGUUCAGAAGAAACUACACUGAGGUGACAGAAUUCAUCCUCUUAGGCCUCACGAGUCGUCCAGAAUUGCGAGUGGUUUUCUUUGCGCUGUUCCUGGUGGUCUACAUCAUUACUGUGAUAGGAAACCUGGGCAUGAUCAUUUUAAUCAAGAUCGAUUCCCGCCUUCACACGCCCAUGUACUUCUUCCUCGCGAGUUUGUCUGUGCUUGAUCUCUGCUUCUCCACCAAUGUCACUCCCAAAAUGCUGGAAAACUUCUUGUCGGAGAAGAAGACCAUCUCCUACGCAGGUUGUUUGGUGCAGUGUUACAUCGUCAUCGCCGUGGUGCUCACUGAGCACUGCAUGCUGGCCGUCAUGGCCUAUGACCGCUACAUGGCCAUCUGCAAUCCCCUGCUCUACAGCAGUAAGAUGUCCAAGAGUGUCUGUGUCCGCCUGGUCAUUAUCCCCUAUGUUUACGGCUUCCUCCUUAGUGUCAUGGAGACCUUGAGGACCUACAACCUCUCUUUCUGCGGUGCCAACGAGAUUAACCACUUCUACUGUGCGGACCCCCCUCUCAUCAAACUGGCCUGCUCCGACACCUACAGCAAAGAGCUGUCCAUGUACAUCGUGGCCGGCUACAGCAACGUCCAGUCCCUCCUCAUCAUUCUCACCUCCUAUAUGUUCAUCCUGGUGGCAAUUCUCAAGAGCCGUUCUGCAGAGGGGAGGAAAAAGGCUUUCUCCACCUGUGGCUCCCACCUGACCGUGGUCACUAUCUUCUACGGGACCCUCUUUUGCAUGCACCUGAGACGCCCCACUGAGGAGUCUGUGGAGCAGGGGAAAAUGGUGGCUGUGUUUUACACCACCGUCAUCCCUAUGCUGAACCCCAUGAUCUAUGGGCUCCGGAAUAAGGAUGUGAAAGAGGCGUUGAGAAAAGUGUUAGGAAAACAGAAAGUAGGGGACUAA
This is a messenger RNA of Sorex araneus (European shrew), 939 nucleotides long. Its product is annotated as olfactory receptor 1030-like. The transcript has a single exon. The coding region runs from base 1 to 939 and encodes 312 amino acids. Gene Ontology annotation, cellular component: membrane. Gene Ontology annotation, biological process: G protein-coupled receptor signaling pathway; sensory perception of smell. The record is from RefSeq and is a predicted model, not a curated record. Lineage: Eukaryota; Metazoa; Chordata; Mammalia; Eulipotyphla; Soricidae. Gene Ontology annotation, molecular function: odorant binding; G protein-coupled receptor activity; olfactory receptor activity.